AUGUAUUUUUGUCAAUGGCUACUAACAGCCGGAAUUGCCGCAUUGAGUUUGGGUGCCGGAUUUGCUAAGCCAUUGAACGGUGCUGGCAGAACUUUAGUAGUUGUAGAUGACCCCAAUGAAUAUUCACAGUAUCUGGAGAGUCUAGAACAACGUGAAUUCCAACUCACGAUCAAAGAUACGCAUGACGAGUCUGGUCUAGAAUUGGUCAAUUAUGGUGAAUUGACAUAUGAUAAUCUGAUUGUUCUGCCUACCAAAGCCAAGUCUCUAGGUCCUAAAUUGAGUGCUAAAGCUCUGUUGGAAUAUUUCAACCUAGGUGGUAAUAUUCUUGCAGUCACAUCUGCUAAGUCUAGUCCUGAAAGCUUACGAGAGUUUGCUGCUGAGUUGGAUAUCCACAUUAGUCCUAGAGGAUAUCAAAUUGUUGACCACUUCAACUCUGCUGAUAGUUCAGACGAGCACAAUGUGUUGAAAUUGACAUCGGCCAAUAUCAAUGCCCCCGACAGUGUUAUUUCAGAUAUCAUCUCCCAUGACGAAGAUGGUGGGUCCACCAAGUCUGGAGAGUUUGACUAUGAGGCUGGCAAUGCUGCCUACCUAGGAAACAACGAGCUUGUAAUUCCAUUUAUUUCUGCUCCUUCCACUAGUUAUGUUUUUGAUGCUCGUGAGCAAGAAGAUAAUGAUGUGGCAGAUAAGCUGUGGGUUUCGGGUUCUCAAGCUUAUCUGGCUGCUGGCCUUCAAAGCCGAAAAAACACCCGAUUCUCAUGGGUCGGCAGUGCUAGUUUGUUCAAAAACGGAGCUGCUGCUUCUGCAUCGGCUAUUGACAAUAUCACCAAAUGGACCUUUCAAGAAAAAUCUGUUCUUAAAAGUGUAGGUGCAUCUCACUAUGAUUUGACGUUUCCUGAAGUGGAGAAUCCUCAUAUUUACAAGGUUUCAACCGAUGUUCUUUAUCUUAUCUCACUUUCUGAAUGGAACGGUAAUGAGUGGGUUCCAUUUGAUGCUUCUGAUGUUCAGCUUGAAUUUAUCAUGCUCGACCCCUACUACAGAUUAACUCUCAGCCGUAAUGCAACUGCUGAAGCUGCUGCUGAAGAUGGGUCAAUUGCUAUUUACUCGACUCAAUUCAAGGCUCCUGAUCAGUAUGGUAUGUUCACUUUCAAGACGGAAUAUCAACGCCCAGGAUAUACAUUUGUUGAAGAUGCUCGUGUUGUAACUGUGCGACACAUUGCGAACGACGAAUGGCCCAGAAGUUGGGAAAUUACAAAUUCCUGGGUUUAUCUGACAUCGGCUGGUUCUGUAGUCAUUGGAUGGUUGGUGUUUGUGGCUUUCUAUCUAUAUACAGGAUACAGUCCAAAGAAGAGCGACAAGAAGACCCAGUAA
This is a messenger RNA of Sugiyamaella lignohabitans, 1368 nucleotides long. It is a transcript of the gene WBP1, whose product is annotated as Wbp1p. Gene Ontology annotation, cellular component: oligosaccharyltransferase complex; endoplasmic reticulum membrane. Bases 1 to 1368 code for a protein of 455 amino acids. The transcript has a single exon. The record is from RefSeq and is a predicted model, not a curated record. Lineage: Eukaryota; Fungi; Ascomycota; Dipodascomycetes; Dipodascales; Trichomonascaceae.